UUACGCAGUACAAGACUGAGGCUUUGACAGCCUGAAUCGGUGGCAGAAGAUUAUCGGGAUGGGUCAUGUCUAAUGAUAAUUCCAGGCAGAUUUGUUGAGCCUGAUCUUCAGUUAACCCAAUCCUCACUGCACACUGCUGGGUUCAAGGUACACCAUAGCGUUCACCCAGAGGAAGAAACAGAAGCAGGAAAUGGAAAACGAGACGAGCACUACAACCUCAGCCACCACCACAACCUCCAGCACCCCCUCCCGGACCCAGGCCCCACAGCUGUCUCUCUACAGCAGCACCACUGAGAGGCAGGCUGUCCAGGUGAUCCAGCAGGCCAUCCACCGCCCCCCCAGCAUGGCAGCUCAGUACCUGCAGCAAAUGUACGCCGCGCAGCAGCAACACCUGAUGCUCCGGACAGCCGCGCUGCAGCAGCAGCACCACCUCAGCAGCAGCCAGCUUCAGAGCCUAGCAGCUGUACAGCAGGCGACGCUGUCAGGAAAAAGGCAGGCCUCUUCCCCCACUGCGAGUGUCACACAGCAAUCAAGUGUCUCACAGACUUCGAUCAAUCUCUCCACAUCUCCAGCGGUGCAGCUGAUCAGCCGGAGUCAGACCUCCAGCACGGCAGGCAGCGGUGGGGGGAGCAGCCUCGGACAGCAGUCCAUGCUCCUGGGGAACAGCUCCCCCACCCUGACCACCAGCCAGGCUCAGAUGUACCUGCGCGCUCAGAUGCUCAUUCUCACGCCCUCUGCCACUGUAGCUGCUGUCCAGCCAGAUAUUCCUGUAGUUUCUUCUCCAUCCAGUUCCCAGACUACAGCUACCCAGGUUCAGAACUUGACCCUGCGUCCACACCAACCCAGCACCCUCACCUCCCCCCAGAGCGUGCCCCUUAAAGCCACCAGCCAGGGGCAGCCUUUGGCAGUGGCCCACCCCAAGAUGUCCGUGUGCCCCCUGAAGCCCAGCCAGCAGCCAGAGCCCCUCUUGGAAGGCAACAAGAAGGGGGAGAACCCCAUCACCGAACCCAAGCCCACCACCCUCACCCGCCUGCCCGGAGACCACCAGCUCAUAGCACCAGCCUCAUACCCUCUUCUCAAACACCAGCCCCUCCCUAUUCAUGCUGCUCAACCACAGAAAGGGCCAAACCACCAGCUAAUCAUCCAACAGCAGCCACCGCUCCCCCACCAAGUUCAACCAAUUGCACUCCAGGUCUCUCGUCAAGAGACUCCACCUCCCUCCUUGGCAAUCCAGACCCAGGUCCCUCCCCCGACUACAAUCUCCGUCCAAUCACAGCACUGCACUCCCAUCACAGCCACUGCCCUGCCCCUGACCUCAUCCCCUGGCCAAUCACAGCCUGUGCAGCAGCAAACAGUCGUGGUUUCACCUCCACCUACUCAGUCCCCUACCAGCCAGUCGCCUACCAUAGUCAUCCAGCCCCAAGCACUUAUCCAAUCGCAGCCUCACGCUCUGAUCUCUGCUCCCAUGCAGUUAGGCCCCGCCCAGUUGCCCAUUCUAAGCACUGCCCAGGUAAUACAGCCCCACCUUUCUCCUGUGACUUCCCCGAUAGCUCACAUUGGCCCCCUUCCUUACCCCACUCUUAUUUCACCGUCCAUCAACUUCCCUCCCCAGCCAACACAUCAGCAGCAGCCUCCUCCCCCUCAGGCCUCCCUAGGCCUCAUGUCCUCACCGCCUCCGCCUCUACCCCAGCUCUCCCACACUCCCCCUGCCCAGCUCCAGCCACUCCCCUUGCAGUCGGUUCAGGCCUUGGCAGUGCAGUCGGAGAUCCUGACCCCUGGGCAGAUGCUUGUGUCAGAGGAAGAGCUGCCAGCAGCCGAGGCCUUGGUCCAAAUGCCCUACCAGGGGCUGCCCCCUCCCCAGACCGUAGCCGUGAACCUGCAAGUGCAGCAUCCCACCCCCAUGGAGGCUCCAGUGGUCUACCAGGUGGAGGGGAUGUGUGAAGAGGAGAUGAGAGAAGACAGGGAGGAGUGUCUGCCUGGGAACAGAACUCCAACACCUCCUGCUCUGUCACCCCCUGCUGGUCAUGUCGGGGACUGCGAGGAGAGCUCCACUCACCAAGACAUCUCAACAGGUCUGCCUGGACUUGUGAACACCUCAGGCAACACCUCUGUGAUCAGAUCCUCCUCGGAUCCCUCCUACAUCACCAGCUCCCCCCCUCCUCCUCUUCCUCAUCCCCCUCCCCCUCCUCCUCCUCCUCCUCCUCUCCCCCCUACACUCCUGCCUGCUGUGGUCAAGAGCCCCUGCAAGCCUGUCCCAGCAGUCCUGCCCGAGAACAAGCUUCCGCAGGCGAUUGUCAAACCACACAUCCUCACCCACCUCAUCGAGGGCUUUGUCAUCCAGGAGGGGCUCGAGCCAUUCCCGGUAAGUCGUUCUUCCCUCUUGACUGAGAAGAAGGAGAAGCAGUGUGAGCAGCAGGUGAUGGAACCCAACAGGGAGGAGCCACAGUCCAUGAUGGAGACCGAACAGCCGGAACACUCCACAGACAGUGACAUGGAUGACAUCAUCGCUGAGGGCGUAAUGGAGGAAACCGUGACAGAGCUGCUGAAAUGUGAGUUCUGUGGGAAGAUGGGAUACGCACACAAAUUCCUGAGGUCAAAACGAUUCUGCUCCAAGUCAUGUGCCAAAAGGUUCAAUGUUAGUUGCACUAAAAGAGUCAGCCUUUUGAAAGCAGACAAGGGGGUCCGCUGGACUCGGAAGCCAGAUGGCCGACGAGGGCGCCGGCCCAGAGGGGCAGAGGGGGGGUCCAGGGAGCACUUACUCCGGCAGUUGCCAGCUACUUAUCCCGCCACAGGUGGGAUGCAACCAGCUCGCAGCCAAUCGCCUCAAGAAGACACAGUUCCUGUUGCCAUGACAACACGACUGCGGCGACAGAGUGAGCAGGGGAGGGAGCGGGAUCUCAGGGUGAGACACCCGUCAGGCAGUAAUGAGAGCCUGCCCUCCGUCCAGUCCGAUCCCACGCAGUGGACAGUCAAUGAAGUCUGGGCCUUUAUUUACGCUUUACCAGGCUGCCAGGACAUUGCUGCCGAGUUCCGUGCCCAGGAGAUUGACGGCCAGGCGCUGCUUCUUCUCAAGGAAGAUCACUUGAUGAGUGCCAUGAAUAUCAAGCUGGGCCCAGCCCUGAAAAUCUGUGCCCGUAUCAACACUCUGAAGGAGCCCUAACAGGAAGUGAAACGGGAGCAAACAGACUUCCAUCACUGUAGCGAAACGCCACUAAUCUGAACUCCGAUCUUGAGAUACUGCACAGCACCUGCCAACAAUGUGAGGUGAACAUCUGAUAUUCACUUCAGUGCCAAUGGUGAGCAAGCAUGUGGUUGAACUGGGAGAAUAUAGAGCAAUAAAGAGAUUUCUUUAUCAUGUGCCACAAAGCAGGGAGUAAAAAAAUAUAUAUAUAGUAGUCCCCCCUCGCCCCAAAGCGUCACAUCAGAAAUAUACUGUAAUAAAACAUCCCAUAUGAAGGAAUUGGAAGAGCAUUUGGCUUGUCCAUGCAAUGUCUGCAAGCUUUUUCCAGUUGCUGGUCUGCUGCUAGCGCUGUGCAUUUUAAGUGGCAGGUACAUCAUAUUUUUAUACCUGUAGACAAUGACUGAAUGUAUUAUAUGAAUAUAUCUGAAUUUCUAUGAAGGAUUUUUUUAAAGAAAGAAAAAAGGUGUUUUUAUGUGACUCAACAUGUGCUGUUGUUACUGCUGUCUAAUUUAAGUUAUGUACUACGUUAUUAUAUGGUUUGUCUGAGAACCCUUAGUUAUUUUGCUAAAUAUUUUAUGAAUUAAUAACUUUAAAAAAGUAAAUAUACAUAUUUUUCAUUUGAAUAUAAGAGGAUGUAAAUUACAUACAGGAAGGAUGUGAAGGGGGGGGGGGGGGCAAAUUGAGUUGUUCCAUUUCAGAAUAGCCAAACAGCAGACCAGUAAAUGAAUCUAAUAAACUAAUAUGCCUAUUUGAAUUGUUUUCAGUGUACGAAGCUUUAGUUAGUCAGUUAUCCUAGGGUACUCAACUAAAUUAUUGUCGGUGUUGAUACUAUACCAGUGCUGUAAAAUGCUCUAAAAAUUUAGCUGUGGCUUAUUUCCUUUUGAAGGAAAUACAAAAUGACUAACAGGGUUAUUGAACAUGAAUAAUAGGAAAAACAAGAAUAUUGCAGGUUAUCUUAUAACAGAUCUGCUGCACCGUGCCAAAGAGCAGCUGAUACCCAGGUUAGCUUGGUAUAGCAAUUACACGCUUGUUUUAAUGCUCUACAGUAGACAUCCUUAACAUUAUCCAAGGCAUUAUUCGCUUAUCUUAGUGCUACUGAUAAUUUCUACCAAGAGGGCAAAAUGUUCAGAGAAUAUUUUUCUUAAUUAAAUUUAAGACAUGUUUUGUUUAUAUUCCCAACUUCACAUCAUUCCUUGAUAAAUAAAGGCACCUGAACCGGUCUAAAGUUACAUUAUCUAUGAAGCAUGUAAAUGAAGCUGUAAAUGUACAAGGGAACUCUUUGGUUCCUAAAGAGUAGAAGUUUUAGUUUCGCUUACCCAGUACAGUAUUUCCAAACUUGGUGACUGCCCAGCUUGCCUGAAAAGAAUAUAUAUAUAUAUAUA
This is a messenger RNA of Acipenser ruthenus (sterlet), 4563 nucleotides long. Its product is annotated as polyhomeotic-like protein 3. Gene Ontology annotation, molecular function: zinc ion binding; protein binding. The record is from RefSeq and is a predicted model, not a curated record. The transcript is spliced from 16 exons. The coding region runs from base 191 to 3160 and encodes 989 amino acids. Gene Ontology annotation, cellular component: nucleus; PRC1 complex. Lineage: Eukaryota; Metazoa; Chordata; Actinopteri; Acipenseriformes; Acipenseridae.